CGGCUUUCUGUUUCCCCCUCCCGCCUUCCCCCGCCCCAUUUCCCUGCCCCACACAUACACAUACCUGUCUCGCCAUGUCGCGUUUUGGGCUCAGCGUCCCACAGAGGACGCACGACGUCUCCUCGGCAGCGCUCUCCAUGACCGAGGCGCUGGCCGACGUACCGGCUCCCGGGCCCGGGGACGCAGCCACACACCCCUUUGUUCAGAUGGCUGCUAGCAUGCAGGCACAUGCUGACCGGGUACAAGACGCUCUCGGAGGCCUGCACCUGUUCCUUGGACCGCCAUCGGUGUCGGAUUCCCCCACGGACUCUCCCGGGCCCGGGUCUCGCUGCGGUGCCUGUGGCGCCCCGGGACCCGGGGGCCCGCUGCCGGAGGGCGCACGCGCGCGCGACCGCUGCCCCUGCCUGGUGUUUGUCAAGGCCCAGCAUGCGGCUGGCAAGUUGGCCCGCGCGGUCGACCAGGCGGCCGAGCUGGCCGGCGUCGCGGCCGACACCCCGCAGCCCGGAUCGCCGAGCAUCAACGAGCCGCACUCGGCUUCGUCCUUCGUGGCACUGGCCCGCGAGGUGACCGACCUCAAGCGCAAGGCACAGCUGGCCCAGUCCCUUCACCAGGAGCUAGAUCUGAGCCGUGAGGCUGCCAUCCUCAAUGGCGCCUACUUGCAACUGGAGAGCCUGGCCACCAGCUCGCCCGGGCUCGACAGCUCCAUCCCUCCCAGCACGGUGGCCACCCUGAAAUCCAGCCUCUCGGGGGACUUCUUCCGGGCCUUUCUUCGAGCCCAAAAACUCCGCCAAGUCUCACGUGCACUGCUCUUCUCGGAGUUCCAGCGCCUUGGUCUCGAGGGUGUCACGGUGGCCGCUCAGCUGUGCGACCUCGCCAAUGCCUCGGCGUCGUCCUGGGUCCGGAGCUAUUCACGACGGGUGCUCGGCCCCUCGAAUGCCCCCUUCUGGGCCCCAACCGGCGACGCCGAGGAGCUCGAGGCCAUUUGCUCGCGUGCUCUGCUCCAGAUGGCCGACAAGCGCGACUUGUUCAGCUCGGCCAUCCGGGAGCUUAGCCACUCCCGGCGGGCGGCAGCCGCGCGCAGCUACCUGGCCAAUGUGGCCCCGGGCGACUCGCGCGGCGGUGCUGCCACCGAUCUGAUCGCAAGCCUGACCGCGGCCAGCGUCAAUGCUCCGGCCAAGUUGGCCGCCCUGCCGGUCAGCAUCAUGGCCGUGGCCUCGCGUCUGGCCGAGACCCUGUCCGUCAGUUUGUCGGUCCUUCGUGCCGAGCGGGCCCUGGCCGAGCGCCUGCUGGCCCCCAUUUCGCGCGACCUGCUCCCCGGCGGCGAGGCCACGCUCGGCCCGGGCCCGGUGGCGGUCAUGGCCCUGGUGAGCGGCGCGUCGCGCGGUCUGCGACGCCUGGUCACUCGCCGCGUGCAAGCCCUGUCCGAGACAUUGCAACACGCUGCCCGACUCCUGUGGCUGGAUGCCGAGUCGACUUUGAUCACCGGGCCCCGGCCAUACGCCGACCUGCCAGCCGCCCGGGGCGUUCUGUUCCAAAGUUGCGCCCGGGCCUUUGGAUCGCUGCACGCGGCCUGGCGCGUGUCGGCCAUCCUGGAGGGCGCCUCGCCGGAGGUCGAGGCCCCGGUGCCCGGGCAAGAUGUCCCAGGCUCCAGCCCGCCGGGCCCCUUCUCCCAAGGGCCCCUGACGGACGGCCUCCUGGCGGCCCUGCGUCUGUUGGAUCCGGAAAUCCCCGACCCGGACGCCCUGGCCGGGGAGAGCCUAUCGGCCGGACUGGCGCCCUGCCUGCGAGAUGUGGCCGACCUGCUGCUGAUGCUGGUGGCACGGGAAACCGCCCUCCUGGCGGUGGACCUACGGACCAUGGCCCUGGAUCCCGGGCCCGGGACGCUGACCCAAGCCGGCGCGGUGGCCCCCCCCGGCGAGGACCUCCGUCGGCGUCUGAGCACCUUCCUGGAGGUGGCCUCGGGCCUGGGGCUGGCCGAUCCUCGGGCCGAGGCAUCAUUGGCCCGGGCCGACUUGGCCUCGCUUUUGAGUCGAGCUCUCUUCGCGCCGCGGGGCUUCCUAGCCCCGACGGCCGAGGCAUUGCAGCUGGGCCGGCCGGCUCUCGGGGCCACUGACCUCGGUCCGGCGCGCCUGCGCCUGGCCCUUGUGCUGCACCUGAUCAGCCCCUUCGCCCGGUAUGUGGGGCUGGAUCAUCCGCCAACCGGGCAGUCCCGCGCGCUGGCCGGGCGCCUGGACGCUCUGCUUGGCCCGGCCCCGGUCGACCGAGGCACCGGCCUGGCGCUUGUGGACACGUCGCUCCUCGCACGUCUGCUGCUUCUGCUGCUGGCGCCGGCGGCGGCAUCGACCGCCGAGGUGGACACAUCGCCCGACGGCGACCCCGGCCAGCAGGCCCUGGACCUGGUCCUCAACGGGUCGCUGACUACACCGGGUGCAGAUGCCUCCCCGGCCACCGGGGCCCGGCAUGCCUUGGGCUCCCUCAAGCACAAGCCCGGUCCUCUGGCCCUGGAGCGCCUGCUUGCCGAGGUGGCUGGGCAACUCCAGCAGGCUCUGCUGGCUGCCGGGGUGGAUCGCGCCCCGGUCGACGGCCUGGCCGACGGCACUGGCCCCCUCGAUCGAUGCCUGCUGCUAUUGCUCGGGGCCCUGGCCGGGCCGCGCCUGGAAGCCGUUGAGGGCCUGGCCCAUGUUGGGCAAUUCCUCCAGUCGAUUGGCGCUCGGCCAGCCGUCUUCCAAGCGCUCUCCUGUUGCCUGGAGCUGUCCCCCAUCCGGCACCUGAGUGCUGUGGACACGAGCGCCCUGUCGGCCGGCCUGGCAGAGUUGCCGGAUUUGCUGACCGAUGCCACGCUGGCCAGCCUAAGCUCCCGUGGCCGACAUGUGCUCGACACCUUGUACCGGCGGUUCCGAGACCUCCUCGACCAGCCGGGGGUCCCAUACGCGGGGAUCAUUCGAGCAUCGGCCCCGGCUCCGGAGGCGCUGCGGCUAGUGUGAGAUUCUGGCGCGCGCCGGCUGGCCGGCAAACAGGGCUCAUUCGCAAAUACAUACGUGUGUGGACA
Molecule: messenger RNA, 3049 nt
Organism: Fonticula alba
Lineage: Eukaryota; Rotosphaerida; Fonticulaceae
Exons: 6
Coding region: 75-2984 (969 amino acids)
Source: RefSeq, a predicted model, not a curated record